This is a messenger RNA of Baudoinia panamericana UAMH 10762, 1411 nucleotides long. RefSeq lists its product as uncharacterized. The record is from RefSeq and is a predicted model, not a curated record. Gene Ontology annotation, cellular component: mitochondrial inner membrane. Lineage: Eukaryota; Fungi; Ascomycota; Dothideomycetes; Mycosphaerellales; Teratosphaeriaceae. The transcript has 2 exons. Bases 73 to 1116 code for a protein of 347 amino acids.
UGGACAUCCAUCUUCGCCAUCAUUUCAUCCACACUCAUCCUACAUAGUAUUUCCUCUCGGUCAUCUACAGUCAUGGCGUUCGUCAUUAGACGUCCGUUCGCGAUUGUCAACGCUCUGAAGCAAGCGCCAAAGGUUGCUCAACCAGCGUUCCGGAGCUUCCAAACCCAAGCGCAACAACCCAUCAAGCAAGCCAUCACCUACUCGAAGCCCGCCACACCUCUCCAGGCCUUCGCAUCCGCAAGACAAAAUGCCUUCCGCCAGGCUUUCCAACAGAGCAGCAAGCGAUCAUACCAGCAGGCUGCGGCGCCACAGAAUCCGCUGGCGCAAGGCAACUUGACCCAGCGAUUGCUCUAUGGCGGCGCAAUCUUCGGUGGAACUCUUCUAGCCAUUAACCUUGUCUUCAACCGCGAAACCCGCGAUGAUGGCGGCAUGCCACCAUACGAGCGCUCAUACCUCAACGAGACCUUCCUCCACACCGGCCUAGGCAUCGGUAUCAUUGGAGUCGCUGCUCGCGCUCUUCACGUUAACGGUUGGUCCUACCGACUCAUGGCCGCCAACCCGUGGCUAGUGCUCGGUAUCGGCCUCGUGGGCAGCAUCGGAUCGAUGAUGGUAUGCCACGCUACACCUCCAGAGAACUACAUGUUGAAGUACGGCUCGUGGGCUGCAUUCAAUCUGACACAAGCAGCGCUCUUGAGCCCGCUGAUGUUCUUCCAACCUGCGAUCCUGGCGAGAGCAGGCCUCUACACUGUGGGCAUGAUGGGCUCAAUUGCGUUGGUCGGUGCGACGGCGAAGCAGGACAAGUACCUCUACCUUGGUGCGCCGCUGCUUGCUGGUGUGGCGAUCGUGGCGCUUUCGGGUCUGGCUCCAUUGGUGAUUCCGGCAACGGCGACAAGGGCGCUCAUGUGGACGGAGAAUAUCUGGCUAUAUGGCGGCCUGGCUGUCUUCGGUGGCUUCACCCUUUACGAUGUACAGAAAAUCCUGGCUCAUGCACGCAUGGUUCAACGCGGUAUGAUGAAGCGCGAUGUCGUCAACGAGACGAUUUCACUGGAGCUAGACUUCAUCAACAUCUUCGUGCGCAUGGUGCAGAUACUGGGCAUGCAGCAGCGUCGGAAAUAAAAGGUAAAUUUGGGAGGUUUGGGUAUUGGCCAGAUUGACAAGUUAGCGGCAUGAACGGGUGGCGUUUCAAAAGGCGGCGGAGCAGUAUGCGCAGAACAUGUACCACUAGGCUAAUUCGCUCACGAAGAACAUGACUCGGCUCAUCACUCAUUCACAGCUUUUUAUUCGAGACGUGUACUCUGGCGUUAGCUUACCAGCGAGGUUCACGACCGCGCAAAUACUUCCAAUAGAGAUACUGACCGGCGAUUAAAUUGAUUCGUCUAGGUAGCGCAUGUUAGCCGCAACAACACCUCCA